ACGACGGGAGAGGAAGAACCUCAGAGGCCUUUUUUUGGGCUGCCUUAUCACUGGUCACACACAACCCCUCACCAUGAACGGUGUCGCAGCUGCCCUCCUUGUGUGGAUCCUGAGUACUCCGAGCAGCAGUAGCCAUGGCCAAGAAAAACGUUGGCCCACACACACGGCCUGCAGCAGUGGGGGCUUGGAAGUAGUCUACCAGAGCUGUGAUCCCUUUCAGGAUUUUGGCCUGUCCAUUGACCAGUGCUCCAAACAGAUCCAACCGAAUCUCAACAUUAGAUUUGGCAUCAUUCUGAGACAGGACAUCAGAAAGCUGUUUCUGGACAUAGCUCUUACGGCAAAAGGCUCUUCUAUUCUGAAUUACUCCUAUCCCCUCUGUGAGGAGGACCAGCCCAAGUUCUCUUUCUGUGGAAGGAGGAAAGGAGAACAGAUAUACUAUGCCGGCCCUGUCAAUAACCCUGGACUUGAUGUUCCACAGGGAGAAUACCAGCUCUUGCUGGAGUUGUACAAUGAAAACCGUGCUACUGUGGCUUGUGCCAAUGCCACCGUCACCUGCUCCUGAGCAUGGCUUGCAAGAAAAUGCACAGGAAACUCAGCCUCAGGGGACCCCCUGGACUCAGCUACCUGCAAGGACCACUGAUGACAAAGAGAGAGGCUUUACAAAGAAAUUUCUCAUGGGUCACUCUGUUGAUCUUAGCUCCAAAGACAGAUGUAGCUCCCAGACCCAACAGAUAUAAUAAAGCCUCCAAAACUAUCUAUUUCUAAGUAGUCUUGAAUCCCCAUUUGUAACAGCACUCCUUAUUUAAUUAUAUCUCAUCAAUGUUACUUCCUUGACUAGGACUACUUCCUAGGAACACUUCCUUGAAGUUGCCUGGGAUAUAAAAAAAUGAAAUAAAAUAAAAUAAUAAAAUAAAAGCUGCCCUGUACCUA
This is a messenger RNA of Apodemus sylvaticus (European woodmouse), 930 nucleotides long. RefSeq names its product lymphocyte antigen 86 (gene Ly86). Bases 74 to 562 code for a protein of 162 amino acids. The transcript has 5 exons. Gene Ontology annotation, biological process: positive regulation of lipopolysaccharide-mediated signaling pathway; innate immune response. Lineage: Eukaryota; Metazoa; Chordata; Mammalia; Rodentia; Muridae. The record is from RefSeq and is a predicted model, not a curated record.